AUGUACACAUCGUCGUCUACCGGCGGUCACAAAGAGGACACAGCGCCCGCAGUCGGUAGUCCUCGAACCCACCUUUCUCCAAAUGAUCACCCCAACUACGUCCGGAAUGGAGCUGCCUCUAGCGAAGCUCCCAAGACGAGAAUUCGCCGUCGGAACCGAGUCAUCAAUUCAUGUCUGGAAUGCCGACGGCGGAAGCUCAAAUGCGACAAGCAAGCGCCAUGCACCAAUUGUGUGCGAUUCCGGAGGGACUGUCUCUAUCUCGCACCGACGUUGGAUCCACAGUCGCAGCAGAAACUAGCCGAGAUGAAGGAGAGAAUGGGCGACCUGGAGCAGAAUCUCGAGCGCGAGGUCGCCGGCCAAGCAAAUCAAAAAUUCCAUCCUGGCGGAGUGCAGGUCAAGCGAGCGGAUUCUGAUAGCUCGGACCACCACCCCAACAACCAGGACCAAGAUCACGAUGAGAAAGGAAACUACGAUGCCGAGGAGGAGAAUCUGGAACCUUCCCCGCUGGCCGAACUGGACAAUGUGUACGAAGACAACACAGAUGACGAGCUCAUGGAUCUAGGUGUCCAACUGGGUAAGAUGCGAAUCGGCGAGCGAGUCGGCGGGUGGAUUCGACCGAAGCUCGUCGAGGAGCUGACUCAAACCAUUGAUGGGGCGGUCGAGGCGAAAAAUCAAGCCCCGGAUCUUCCUGACUAUGCUUUGUUCUCGGCCGAUCAAGAGCAAUCCCCACGUGUGUCGAAGAGAGUGGUAAAUCCGAGGAGCUACAUUGGUCCCGGACCGGACUACAUUGCUCCUGCUUCGAGUUUCUUCUUCCCUGGAACCAACAUGUCUGCGAAUCUGGUUAACUAUUUACCGAGUCAGCAUGCUGCCGACAAGCUCAUUGCUCAAUACUGGAGAGCCGUCCACUACAUGUGCAGGACCGUGCAUCGACCCACGUUUGAAGCGCAAUACAGUCUAUUUUGGGGACAGGUUCUCGUCGGAUCUGAGCCAGCGCCGUCCGUACAGGGGGUGGUCUUUGCUGCAAUGUUCUCCGCUGCCGUGAGUAUGUCGCCCGAGCAAGUUUCGCAGCAGUUUGGUACGACCAAAGAUAUGCUGGUGGACAGUCUGCGCACGGGAACAGAGGCCGCUCUCGCGAGGGCCAACUUUUUGAGGACGACGAAGGUGGAGACCAUGCAGGCGUUUGUCAUGUACCUCAUCCCGCUGAUUAGAGGUGAGGUGUCGAGAGCACACUCGGCUUUGGUGGGGACUGCAAUCAGAUUGGCAGAGUGCAUGGGUCUUCAUCGGGAUGGAACAAACUACAACAUGACGGCGGUGGAGAUUCACGUUCGUCGCAUGCUAUGGUAUCAGCUGUGCUUUCUCGACAUGAGAACGUGCGAAGCUACUGGUCCACGACCUCAAAUCCGCAAAGACGACUACGACACCAAGCUGCCACUCAACGUUGAUGACGCCGAUCUCCUCCUCCCUCAUCCUCCUACAGAAGACAAGAGCACGUGGACCGACAUGACAUUCUCUCGCAUGCGGAUGGAGUACCAGGUUCUCCGAAACCAAAACUGGUGGUACAUGUUUGACAUUGACAAGAAGAAGCGAUCUCUCACAUCAGUCCUCAUCAAGAUCCAGAAGUUCCGCAUCGCCGCUGAAGAGAAGUUCCUUCCUAUGAUCGACGGUUCGAUUCCGUUCCAUCGGUUGGGUAGGAAUAUCCUGGAAAUGGGCUGCAAGGCCAUGCAUCUGCAGGUUCUGCAUCGCUAUCUGUUCAGCACCACCCAACGCAUGCCCGACCGAUUACGACAGCUGCUGAUUGAAGCCGCCCUGAGCCAGAUGGAAGUCUGUAUCGUCUGCGAGAGAGAUCCUGAGAUGCGCGAAUGGAUGUGGUAUCGCGGUGCAUAUCAGCAAUACCACGGUGCUCUCCUCCUACUCAUCGAAGUCUACGCCUACCCCAUGCGUAGAGAAGCACCUCGCAUAUGGAAGUGUCUGGAUUGGGUAUUUGAGCUUCCCUCUCAAAUGGCACCCAAGCAAAAAGCACAGCUUGUCCUUACUGAUCUGAGAGACCGUAUGGAAGUGUACCAUCAAACGCGGAAAGUCAAGGUCAGCAAUCAACUGCGAGAACGACUUGUAGCUCCGAGGAAGAAUCCCAUCUCGAGUCCUGUUGGAGCUGUUUUGGACAGUGCUGGUCAGAUGAAGCAAAUGGCCACGCCGCCCCCUGCUGCUGCGAUGCCCAUGAUGCCCGUGACGCCGGCCGACUCCUCCGGUCCGAGUCAUGUUGGUAGUGGAGGUACGGAAGAUGUUCGCAUGACGACGAUGGAGGAUAUUGACUGGGUGAGUUUGACUGUUCAAUUAAGCUUUGUCUUCACACUAAUGAUAUUUCAGGCCGAAUGGGAGCAAGCGUUUCCAUCCAACAUUUACACCGGCGACCUCAACAUCCCCGACUUCAACUUCAACGACUUCCACGGCGGUGCCAGCGGUGCCAGCAGUGGCGGCAACUACGACCCGACAGCAUUCAACACCGAAGAAUUCAGCAACAUGAACAACCUGCAAUCCACCAAUUUCGUCGACCAACUCGCAGACAUCCAAUUCACACCAACCCUCAUCCCCGACAUGAGAGGCCGAAACGCAUACGGGAAUUACAUGCCCCUUCACUGA
This is a messenger RNA of Zymoseptoria tritici IPO323, 2637 nucleotides long. RefSeq lists its product as uncharacterized. Gene Ontology annotation, biological process: DNA-templated transcription; regulation of DNA-templated transcription. NCBI's taxonomy places the organism in Eukaryota, Fungi, Ascomycota, Dothideomycetes, Mycosphaerellales, Mycosphaerellaceae. The record is from RefSeq and is a predicted model, not a curated record. The coding region runs from base 1 to 2637 and encodes 878 amino acids. The transcript has a single exon. Gene Ontology annotation, molecular function: DNA binding; zinc ion binding; DNA-binding transcription factor activity, RNA polymerase II-specific.